Messenger RNA from Gossypium raimondii (Peruvian cotton), 3750 nucleotides. RefSeq names its product sodium/hydrogen exchanger 8. Bases 109 to 3567 code for a protein of 1152 amino acids. Gene Ontology annotation, biological process: proton transmembrane transport. Gene Ontology annotation, cellular component: membrane; chloroplast envelope. The transcript has 23 exons. NCBI's taxonomy places the organism in Eukaryota, Viridiplantae, Streptophyta, Magnoliopsida, Malvales, Malvaceae. The record is from RefSeq and is a predicted model, not a curated record. Gene Ontology annotation, molecular function: sodium:proton antiporter activity.
ACCUAAAAUGUAAAUUACAUGAAGAAUAUAUAUUAAUAAAGUUUCAAGUGAUUUUUAUAUAAAUAAAUGAGAAGGAGAUAGCAAGCAGGUGAUUUGAGUUGUAAUAACAUGGAGGAAGUGAAAGAGUAUCUAUACGUGUUACCUUCGAGAAUGCUAGAGGAAAUUAGCUCCGGUGAAUCGGAGCCAGUGGAUGCGGUCAUCUUUGUUGGGAUUUCUUUGGUAUUAGGAAUCGCUUCCAGGCAUCUUCUUCGCGGCACCAGAGUUCCUUACACUGUCGCUUUGCUCAUCAUUGGCCUUGGUCUCGGCUCUCUCGAAUAUGGUACAAGUCAUAAAUUGGGAAGGAUUGGUGAUGGCAUUCGACUUUGGAACAACAUUGAUCCUGACCUUCUAUUAGCUGUUUUUCUACCCGCAUUACUUUUUGAGAGUGCAUUUUCUAUGGAAGUGCACCAGAUAAAGAGGUGUAUGGCACAAAUGGUUCUGCUUGCUGGUCCUGGAGUUAUUAUUUCAACCUUCUGUCUUGGAUUUGCUCUGAAGAUCACUUUUCCAUAUGAGUGGAACUGGAAAACAUCGCUGUUGCUUGGGGGACUUCUGAGUGCUACUGAUCCUGUUGCUGUUGUGGCUUUGUUGAAGGAGCUUGGUGCUAGCAAAAAACUGAGCACCAUAAUUGAAGGAGAAUCCUUAAUGAAUGAUGGGACAGCAAUUGUGGUCUAUCAGUUAUUCUUUAAAAUGGUAAAUGGAGAGAGCUUUAGUUGGGAUGCCAUUGUUGGAUUUCUGGCCAAAGUCGCUCUUGGAGCUGUCGGCCUUGGAAUUGCUUUUGGGAUAGCAUCUGUUUUGUGGCUUGGAUUUAUUUUCAAUGAUACAGUGAUUGAGAUUACAUUGACAGUUGCUGUGAGCUACGUUGUUUACUUCACUGGUCAAGAAGGUAUUGAAGUUUCUGGUGUUUUGGCAGUGAUGACUUUAGGAAUGUUUUAUGCUGCUUUUGCGAAGACAGCCUUUAAGGGUGAUGGUCAGCAGAGUUUGCAUCACUUUUGGGAAAUGGUUGCUUAUAUUGCAAAUACAUUAAUUUUCAUCUUGAGUGGAGUUGUUAUAGCUGAAGGCAUUCUUGGCAAUGAUAAGAUAUUUCAGAACAAUGGAAAUUCAUGGGGUUAUCUGAUUCUUCUGUACAUCUUUGUCCAAGUAUCACGUUGCAUUGUUGUUGGAGUAUUGUAUCCAUUCUUACGAUAUUUUGGAUAUGGUUUGGAUUUAAAGGAGGCCGCCAUCCUAAUAUGGUCGGGGCUUCGGGGAGCUGUUGCAUUAUCACUUUCUCUCUCUGUUAAGCGUUCCAGUGGUGGCUCAUUUAAUCUCAGCUCUGAAACUGGAAGCCUGUUCAUUUUCUUCACCGGUGGAAUUGUAUUCCUGACACUUAUUGUGAAUGGAUCAACUACACAGUUCAUUUUACAUUUUCUGGGUCUGGAUAAACUAUCAGCAGCCAAGAAGCGUAUACUAGACUACACAAAGUAUGAAAUGUUGAACAAAGCAUUCGAGGCUUUUGAAGACCUCGUAGAUGAUGAGGAACUUGGACCUGCCGAUUGGCCUACAGUAAAGAGAUACAUUACAAGCUUACACGAUUUGGAGGGGGACCGUGUGCAUCCUCAUACUGAAUCUGAAGCUGAUAAUGACCUGGACCCUUCAAACUUGAAAGAUAUAAGAAUACGACUUCUAAAUGGUAUCCAGGCAGCAUACUGGGAAAUGCUUGAUGAAGGGAGAAUUGCACAAAGCACAGCAAAUCUGUUGAUGCAAUCUGUAGAUGAAGCUAUUGAUACGGCAUCUCAUGAACCUUUAUGUGAUUGGAAGGGCUUAAAAUCUAAUGUGCAGUUCCCGAAUUAUUACAAGUUUCUUCAGACAAGCAUGUUCCCACAAAAAUUGAUUACAUUUUUCACUGUGGAAAGGCUGGAAAAUGGGUGUUGUAUUUGUGCUGCAUUUCUUCGAGCUCAUAGAAUAGCACGACGGCAACUUCAUGAAUUUAUAGGUGACAGUGUAGUUGCUUCUACUGUAAUUGCUGAAAGUGAAGCUGAAGGAGAAGAGGCGAGGAAGUUUCUGGAAGAUGUCCGUAUAACUUUUCCUCAGGUUUUACGUGUUGUGAAAACAAGACAAGUGACCUACUCAGUACUGAACCAUCUGAUUGAUUAUUUACAUAACCUCGAGAAGGCGGGGUUACUGGAAGAAAAAGAAAUGCUUCAUCUUCAUGAUGCUGUCCAGACUGACUUGAAGAGGCUUUUAAGGAAUCCUCCAUUAGUAAAGAUUCCAAAAAUAAAUGAUAUUAUAAGUGCUCAUCCUUUUCUAGGCGCCUUUCCUUCUAGUGUCCGCGAAUCACUAGAAUGUUCUACAAAAGAAAAAAUGAAAACACGUGGUAUGACACUUUACAAAGAGGGCUCUAAACCAAAUGGUAUUUGGCUUAUUUCAAAUGGUGUUGUCAAGUGGAAGAGUAAGAGCAUACGAAACAAGCACUCAAUGCAUCCAACUUUUACUCAUGGGAGUACGUUGGGCUUGUAUGAAGUAUUGGUUGGAAAACCAUACAUCUGCGACAUGGUCUCAGAUUCCGUGGUUCUCUGUUUUUUUAUUGAAAGUGACAGAAUACUUUCAAUGCUAAGGUCGGAUCCUGCACUAGAAGAUUUUCUGUGGCAGGAAAGUGCUAUUGUACUUGCCAAACUCUUGUUUCCUCAAAUAUUUGAGAAAAUAGCGCUGCAUGAUUUGAGAGCUCUUGUGGCAGAAAGGUCAUCAAUGAAAACAUACAUUACAGGGGAAACAAUAGAAGUGUCUCACCAAUCUGUCGGCUUCAUGUUGGAAGGGUUCAUUAAACCCUCACAUGCUGAAGGCGAACUCAUUAAGUCACCAGCAGUUCUUUUGCCUUCACAAGGGAAUCAAAGUUUCUUGCAUGCAGAUAAGUCAGGUUCUACAACAGCCAGUUUUUCUCAUCAGCGAUCCGGGUAUCUACUUGAGACAAGAGGAAGCAUAAUAUACCAAGUUGAGACCAGAGCAAGAGUAAUUAUAUUUGAUAUUUCAACACUUGAAGGCAAUAGGGUUUUGCGGAAUAAUUCAUCUUCAUUUAACCUUUCACAUAGAUCUUUAACUAGAGAACAUGGAGGUCUUAUGAGUUGGCCCGAACAUUUCUUUAGGGGAAGACAACAUACACAAAAUCAUGACGCAACUGAUCAACAAGUAAACAGAUUGUCAGCGAGAGCCAUGCAGUUAAGCAUAUUUGGCAGUAAGGUAAAUUUGCCACAGCGUAGCUGGAGUUUAUCAAGGAUGAAUCAGUCUCAGCCAAUAAACAACCCGUCAUAUAAUAGAUUUCUUUCAUUCCCUGGCCAUCUACUGGUCUCUGCCGGAUCAGAAGGAGCUUCUACUAUGAGGAAGAAUCACAAAGAAGCUGGAAAGAUAACAAGGCGAGUUCCCUCAGCACAAGCGAACAAGAUGGACACGAAAGAGGGUCACGUAAAUGAUGAUUCAAGUGAUGAAUCUGGUGGUGAGGAUGAGAUCCUGGUAAGAAUCGAUUCGCCUAGUGUACUAUCAUUCCACCAGGCUUCUUAAAGGUUUGUCUACAUCCUACCUAUUCAUGGCUGUGAUUUCUUGUUCAACUGUUGUAUCAUUAUAGGAUUGCUUAUAGUGUCUUUUAUGUGUAACAUAAUAUCUGUAGUUUGGUUAUGAAUAAAAGCUUGUUUAAUUCAUGCACCAAAAGAAGAAAAAAAGAAAAGCUUGGUUUAAUUCGACUCA